Trichoderma virens Gv29-8 is the source of this 1542-nucleotide messenger RNA. RefSeq lists its product as uncharacterized. The coding region runs from base 1 to 1542 and encodes 513 amino acids. The transcript has 4 exons. The record is from RefSeq and is a predicted model, not a curated record. Lineage: Eukaryota; Fungi; Ascomycota; Sordariomycetes; Hypocreales; Hypocreaceae. Gene Ontology annotation, molecular function: heme binding; iron ion binding; oxidoreductase activity, acting on paired donors, with incorporation or reduction of molecular oxygen.
AUGCUGAUUCAAAUUCUCUCUGUCAACUCGGUUGUGUCUGCGCUCUCUGUUCUCCUCAUCACCAGUCUCUUUAUUCGGAUUCUUCAAAAUCGAGUUUUUCACCCACUACGUUCAGUUCCUGGACCUUGGCUCAACAGCCUCUCAGAAUUGCCUGCUGCGAUAGCUCUUGUGAAGGGAGACCAGCACCUUUACUACAAGUCUCUGCAUGAGAAAUAUGGCUUGGUCGUGCGAGUGUCUCCCAAUGAGCUAAGUUUUAUUGGCACAGAUGCUCGAGAAGAGAUCUAUGGGUUUCGCAAAGGCGGACCUCUCAUGGAGAAGAGUCCCAUAUUUCUCGGGGCCGUGGGAAGCAUGAACGGAGAAACUGGUGUAAGCCUAGCACUGAACAAGGAGCAUUCCCGCCAACGUAAGGCUUUGGGUUAUCUGUUCUCCAACAGCGCUUUGGCCAAGCUAGAGGACAUACUUCAAAUUCAUGUUCAAAAACUCGUAGCCGUACUGGAGAAGGGGGCAUCUGAGAACCAAGCUGUGAAUGUCUCAGACUGGUACACAUACCUUGCAUUUGAUAUGAUGGGCGACUUGUGCUUCGCUGAACCUUUUGGGUGUUUGGACCAAGCCUCGGCUACAGAGUGGUCAACUUCUGUCAUCAACGUUUUCGUGGCGGCUACGUGGACACAGGGCAUACGCCGAAUAUCUGGAGUUGGCACAUGGCUUGAGCGUCUCAUGACUCGGCUUCUGGUUCCUACGAAGGCUUCAUUAUGGAGAUCGAUCCAUUUAAACAAUUCACGCGAUAAAACGGUUCGUCGCCUGCAAGACCCUAACAGAAAUCAUGCAGACUUCAUGUACCACAUUCUCAAUAGCGAGUCUAAAAACUUGUUGUCCAAGACUGAAAUUCAGUUGAAUAUGGCCUUAUUCAUCAGUGCUGGAACUGACACAACGGCUACGGCUCUUGUCGGGUGGACAUACUUCAUUUGUACUCACCCCAACGUGUACAAGCGACUUACAGCGGAGAUUAGAGACGCUUUUAUGGCCAACGACGAUAUCAAAUGGGAAAAGGUUAAAAAUUUGAGGUACCUCGACGCAACAUUAAACGAAACUCUACGUCUUUUCCCACCGUCACCUGCAAGUCAGCAGCGUGUAGUCCCUCCAGGAGGCGCCAUUAUUGCUGGGUAUUAUGUCCCUGCAGGAACUACAGUGGCCGUGCCUCCAUGGGUAUCAACACACUCGCACGUCAACUUUAUAGAACCUGAUACUUUUAGACCAGAAAGAUGGCUAGGAGAGGAUGCUGAGUUUCAAGAUGACCGCUUAAAUGCUUCACUACCAUUCGGAACAGGACCUAGGGUCUGCAUUGGGAAGAACCUAGCAAAUCUUGAGAUGAGGCUCAUUGCCUCCAAAGUACUGUGGAACUUUGAUAUUGAACUUGACAGAAGUAACUACGAGACGGCGAAUCAGCAGUGGGGUCUAAGCGGUCAAAUGAUGCCUAUGAAAGUGUUUCAUUCAAUGACAAAGCUACCACUAUGGAUUAAACUAAAAAAAGUGAAUUUAUAA